GCUGCCGCCAUUUCCAAAAGCCACCAAAUUUUACCGCUUUUUUGCCCUCAAAUUCAAGUAUCAUCUCUGAAAAAUACAUCGCCAAAAUCAUAACGGAACGCUAAAACAGCAAUGUCUUUCAAGAACCGAACUCUGACGACUCCUCUGCCGCAACCGCAGGAUUUCAAACUACGCGUUUGUACUUGCCUUAACAGACUCGCCGACCGCGACACUCUCGCCGUAGCUUCCGCGGAGCUCGAGUCCAUCGCUCGGAACCUAACCGUUGAUUCCAUCGCUCCCUUUCUUAACUGCCUCCACAACACCGAUUCUUCGUCCAAGUCUCCGGUUCGGAGACAAUGUGUUAGCCUUCUGGCGUUGUUAUCUCGUUCGCACGGUAACGCACUGUCUCCUCACUUCUCUAAGAUGGUUUCCACGCUUUCCCGCCGCCUCCGAGACCCCGACUCCUCCGUCCGGUCCACCUGUGUUGAGGCGAGUGCCGCCAUGUCGUCUCACAUCACGAAACCUCCGUUUUCGGUUUUGUCGAAGCCGUUGAUCGAAAUGCUGGUUGUGGAGCAAGACGCCAACUCGCAGGUCGGAGCCGCCAUGUGUUUGGCGGCGGCAAUAGAGGCGGCGCCGGAUCCUGAGACAGAGCAGCUUAGGAAUGUGUUGCCGAAGUUGGGGAAGUUAGUGAGGAACGAAAGUUUCAAGGCAAAAGCAGCGGUGUUUGGAGUUAUAGGAAGCGUCGCUAGUGUUGGCGGUGCCGGUAGUAAAGGUAUUUUGGAUUGGUUAGUGCCUUGUGGAGUGGAAGCUUUGAGCAGCGAAGAUUGGGCAACGAGAAAGGCGUCAGCGGAGGCGUUAGGGAAACUAGUGAGGGCGGAGAAAGAGUUGACAAUGGAGUUUAAAUCGGCAUGUGUGGCGGCCCUCGAAAAUCGGAGGUUUGAUAAGGUAAAGAUCGUCCGGGAAACAAUGAAUCGUAGUUUGGAUUUAUGGAAGGAAGUUUCUGGAGUUUCUGAGGACGGCUCAAUUCCUUCUCAGUCUGAAUCAUCCUCAUUUGAUAAUGUUAGCUUUGGAUGCUUUCCUUCAGUUGCAAAAAGUGUAGAUGGUGCUGGUUUUAGAACUCCCCAAUCAAAGAAAGUAGUCCCCAUUAGCAGGUCGCCUCCAUCUGAUUCUUCAACUGAUUCCACUGCCAAAAAAGAGACUCCCGCAAGGAGUAAUAAUAGGAAUGUUAAUGCAUCGACUUUCUGUCGGUUGGAUCGCACAAAACCCUCUUAUUUGAAGACUGAAAUUGUUGAACCCAGGAAGUCUCUGUUUUUCGAGGCCUAUGAUAAUAUCAAAAACAGUGACUUUGGAGUCCUGGAAACUAAACGCCUACUCUUUGCUAGUGAAAAUGAUGAGGAAUGUGGAGGUUUGAAAUCUGGUUCCCGGGUGGUUCCUUUUCAUGUUGAUAAGAAAAAUGCAGCUGCAGAAGUUGGUGAGAACCCCAAAAAGGUUGAGGGUCUGAUUUUGAUACGUGAACGGCUUGCUCAGAUUGAAGACCAGCAGUCCAAUCUAUUAAACCUCCUCCAGAAAUUCAUUGGGAGCUCCCAAAGUGGGAUCAAUUCACUAGAGACACGUGUGAAUAGCCUGGAGAUGGCUCUGGAUGAAAUGUCAUAUGACUUGGCUGUUUCAAGUGGAAGGAUUCCAAACAUGGAUUCUGCAGAUAACACGUGCUGCAAGCUGCCUGGCACAGAAUUUUUAAGUCCCAAGUUCUGGAGGAAAACUGAAGGUUGGUUUUCAACUUCAAGGUUAUCUUCCUCGGGCCGCAUGGUUUAUAAAGAUUCUGGUGCUGAAACAUAUAAGCCAGCAGAAGCGGUCAGCCAAAGACACCAGCAUCAAGAUUGUGGUGGAUUUAUAAUGAAUCCAGCAGCGGAUGGUUGUGGUGGCAUGACCGAGAAUUCAGGGUUCUUCUCAAAUAGAUUAUCAAAUGAUACCAUUCGAAGUGAUGAAAGGGUUCGGGUUGGCAAUUCUAGUGGUGCUGAUGGGACGACCUUGAUUCGUUGCCCUGCACCAAUAAACCUUAGAAGCAGGUAAUGUAAUGUAAUUCCAUAGUGAAUUGUCUUGUAUGUAAUUU
Hibiscus syriacus is the source of this 2089-nucleotide messenger RNA. Its product is annotated as TORTIFOLIA1-like protein 4. The coding region runs from base 112 to 2049 and encodes 645 amino acids. Gene Ontology annotation, cellular component: microtubule. NCBI's taxonomy places the organism in Eukaryota, Viridiplantae, Streptophyta, Magnoliopsida, Malvales, Malvaceae. Gene Ontology annotation, molecular function: microtubule binding. The record is from RefSeq and is a predicted model, not a curated record. The transcript has 4 exons.